Messenger RNA from Acanthocheilonema viteae, 1857 nucleotides. NCBI's taxonomy places the organism in Eukaryota, Metazoa, Nematoda, Chromadorea, Rhabditida, Onchocercidae. The record is from the annotation of a GenBank genome assembly.
AUGUUAAGGUGGGAGAAGCGGGCGUUGCAAGCAGCUGCGUUAAUCGGCAUAAGCGUAUAUCCUAGCGCUUUGAUGGCAUUUCAUAAUGGGAUAAUUGACUUCGAAAAAAGGACUAUCGUUUACGAUGUUCCUGAUGAAACUGUGGACAUGGUGGAAAGUGAACUGGACAAAUUAAAGAAUUUACUAAUGAAAGCAAGUGCCAACAUUGCCGUGACUGAUUCACUGAAUCCAGAAUGGCGUGGAGGUUUUUAUUUUAAAAAUGGUUUUGAACUAUUAUUACCUUUACGUGCUGUAGCGAAGAAUUUAUCCGAAUUGCCAAAAAUGAAUCAGAUAGUUAGUAUAAAAAGGAAUGAUUUCUUUUCAAGCAAAAGGAAAUUUUUGGAUACUACAACAGAUAUUGGGAAGCAUAUAUUUGAUCAGUAUUUUCUUUCAGACGCAGCUCGACGCUUUCUUAUCAGACGCGAGUUGCUUAGAGCUAAUAGCCGCCGAUUUAUUUUGGUACCCCUUUCCAUGUGGAUUUUGUUAUCAUGUGUUGUAUGUUUAUCCUUCAUAUCCUUAAUGCGUUAUGGUCGCAUCGCUUCAUAUGGUUCGUUGGCAGUGUUGAUACCGUUGGCAGCUGUUUGUUUUCUGAAUGCUAUGAGAAACUUCUUCACAUAUAGUGAAAUGAUGUUAGACUACGAUGCUUGUGCCAAUUCUCCGGAAUAUAUAGAAGGAGCACGGCAGUAUUUGAACUCAUCAAUUGCAACAAAUUUAAGGAUACGCAAUGCUCUAGGUGAUGUGCAGUCCGAUUUUAUUGCAGCGAACGGUGAUAGUGUCGGUGAUUUAUGGUCUUAUUCGAAGCGAUUGAAAGCUAUUGAAAAAUUAGCUGCAGAGCAGUCUCAGAAAAAAAACUAAUUUUUGUGGAAGAUAAAUAGGCAGUGGGCACGACGUAUACGUGUUGGUGUAAUUGCAUCAACGGUAAUAUCUGUUCCAUCCAUAUAUUUAUUAGCAAAUGGACCAUAUUUAAAGGAAUAUUUUGAGAAACGAUACGAUGUCUCAAAUGUGCUACCUAAUCAUUUACAACAAAUUAUUGAUUCAGAGUAUGAAAACUUUCUGAUGUCGGAUGAUCGAAUACGAAAAAAAAAACGAAUCACUUUUUAUUGUUCAACUUCGGAAACGUAUUUGGAUUCAGUAACACAUGGAGCCCUGAAUAGUCCUUGGGGUGCCCGGACAGCUCUUCCAUUUUAUGCGCAAUUUCGUACGUUUAGCGAAGCUUAUGAUUACUGCAAGAAAAAAUUGGAACCAAUGUUGUACAUGGGUGAGCAAGCAUGCGUCAUUUGGAAUUCAGAUGUUGGUCGGCAGAUAAUUGAAACGUUCGUUCUCAGCGAAGAUGCUUUAAGAUUUCUGAUACGACGCGACUUGACGGCACAUGAAGCUAUAAAAAGAACGGCUUUAUUUGUAUUUUACUGGUUCUGUUAUACGAGUAUUGCUUUUAUGCUAGCACAAAUCAUAGUACAUUAUUAUUUUACUAGCAAUGUGCUAUGGUUUUGUGGACUGUCCCUUGCUCUGAAUACACCGGCAUGCUGGGGCAGUGUACAGAAUGCUAAACUUGAUUGGCAUGCUACCGACCAAUCAGCUGAUGUUGAUGCUGCUCGUGCUUCGUUGGUACAUGGCAGGGGUGGUAAAGAAUAUUAUCAAAAAAUGUUGAAACGAAAUCGAUUAUUACGAGAGAUAAUCCGUGAUGGUGUAAAGAAAGUGUCGGUUGUAGGCAAUCCAAACAAUUCCAAUACAUCGUACUGGUCACGAUAUACAACACUGGUAGAUUUAGAUGCAGAAAAUAAGUUAUUGGAUAAAAUAAGUGCUGCUGGUGAUUCAUGA